Messenger RNA from Neodiprion virginianus, 2238 nucleotides. It is a transcript of the gene Bap55, whose product is annotated as actin-like protein 6B. Gene Ontology annotation, molecular function: chromatin binding. Gene Ontology annotation, biological process: nervous system development; regulation of transcription by RNA polymerase II. NCBI's taxonomy places the organism in Eukaryota, Metazoa, Arthropoda, Insecta, Hymenoptera, Diprionidae. The transcript is spliced from 7 exons. Gene Ontology annotation, cellular component: SWI/SNF complex; NuA4 histone acetyltransferase complex. The record is from RefSeq and is a predicted model, not a curated record. The coding region runs from base 141 to 1466 and encodes 441 amino acids.
GGACAGCCCGGCGAAAGCAUCCAUAGCGUCGAUUUGUAUAGGUUAUGUUUAAUUGUACUGUGUUAAUUCUGUUAGUUCGUGACUCGAACCCAGAGAAGUUAUGAGUGUUUGAUAAUUGCCGAGACUUAUAGGCAACUACAAUGUCUGGCGGCAUGCUGUAUGGUGGUGAUGAGAUCGGGGCGCUCGUCUUUGAUUUGGGUCAUCACUCGCUGCGGGUCGGUUACGCGCAGGAAGACACACCAAAGGCUGAGAUUCCUGCAGUUGUCGGCGUGGGUGAAGACCCGGGUGCUACGACAGCAACAAAGAAUGACGCCAUGGAUAUAGAUGACAAGAAACCUGACGGCAACAUCACUCAGUCAGGUAGCAAGUAUUACGUCGACACAACGAUACUUCACGUACCUAGGAAGGGAAUGGAAGUCGCCAGCUACAUGAAGGAUGGAAUGAUCGAAGAUUGGGACCACUUCGAAAAGAUUUUGGAUUACACUUAUGCCAAAGUGAUACAAUCUGACGCCGAAUAUCAUCCUGUAUUAUUUUCUGAAUCUCCGUGGAACGUUCGUAGCAAGCGAGAAAAGCUGACCGAAUUAAUGUUCGAGAAAUAUAAUGUCCCUGCUUACUUUCUGGUCAAAAAUGCGGUGCUGGCAGCAUUUGCUAAUGGUCGAGCCACAGGUAUCGUGGUGGACAGUGGAGCUACACACACUUCGGCCGUACCGGUUCAAGAUGGUUUUGUAUUAACUCAAGCCAUCGUCAAAUCACCUCUCGGCGGGGAUUACAUAAGUAUGCAAUGCAGACAAUUUCUACAGGAGCAGGAAAUUGACUUGUCGCCAUCGUACUUGGUGGGCAGUAAAGAAGUCGUGAAAGAUCAAGAGAAGCCUAAAUGGGUGAAAAAGAAGGGUUUGCCGGAGGUAACAAAAUCGUGGCAUAAUUACAUGGUUAAAAAGCUUGUCCAGGACUUUCAAGCGACGGUUCUUCAAGUCUCAGAAACACCGUAUGACGAAAAAAUUGUCUCUUCAGUACCUGCUGUUCAAUACGAGUUCCCAACUGGCUAUCAUCGGGAUUUCAGCACAGAGCGUUUCCGUAUUCCAGAAGCAUUAUUCGAUCCCAGCAUGGUUCAAAUGCGUGGCGGUGGAGUUGGAAAUACGAUGCUCGGAGUCGGACACAUUGUAACAACUAGUGUCGGAAUGUGCGAUGUCGACGUAAGGCCAGCUCUGUACGGUAGCGUCGUAGUAACUGGUGGAAACUCGUUUAUACAGGGUUUUCCAGAAAGGUUGAACAGAGAUCUCUCCAUGAGGAUUCCAUCCAGUAUGCGAUUGAAAGUGAUAAGCGCUAACGGCUGCGCAGAGAGGAGAUUCGGUGCUUGGAUAGGAGGUUCUAUCUUGGCGUCGAUUGGAACGUUUCAACAAAUGUGGAUUUCAAGUCAGGAGUAUGAGGAGAGUGGAAAAAGUCAAGUUGAAAGGAAAUGUCCUUGAUUUGUAAAUCUAAUAUUAACGUUUUUCUAACUACCUCUACUUGCGAAUAGAUGAUGAAUUCCGUGAGUAAAGUAAGCGAGGGUACAGGCUCAGAGUUGUAUGAAAGUUGUAUUGUAAAAUUAAUGGUUCUAGUGUCGAAAAAUUUCGAACUACCAAGAUUUUCUUUGUUCUUCUCAAUUUAUUUAAAUUCAAAUGUUUUACUGUUACUUCAUUUACGAAAAUCAUUGUACAGACUUUCGUUCCUGCAAGUCGUACAUGCGCGAUAACAACUUUUCAAAUAAUAUUUUUACCAGCAGAGUAUGAUAAUAAACAGAUUGCAUACAGAUAUUUUCAACGUUCGUCGUGUAUUGCUGACAUUUUUAUAAUAUAAUAAUAAAACAAAAUCUCUUAAAGUGAUAACAUUCUUGCAUGAUUUUAGCUCCAUUCAAAUUGUUUCACUGAAAACUCAACGUUUCUUCUUGCUCUUUUUCUUUUGAAGCUCAGGCCAGGGAAAUCCUCGAAACUUGAGUACGUCCAUGAUGUUGUGACAAGUGUAAUAAGCGUUAUCCAUCAUUUCCUCAUUGAAUAUAUCCAUCCCAAAUCGAGAUUUCCCCGCACUCUUUUUUGAGCUACGAGAACUCUUUUUGGGUCCUUUCCCGUUUUUACCCGCAGAACCUCCAGAUUUCUCUUUAGCCUUACGGUCUCCCCCUUUUUUCUUCUUUGAUUUUCCUUUUGGCUCCAUGUUUAAACAUUCAUUGAUUAUCUUAUCAUAUAUCAGACAAUAAACAAUUUA